AUUCUUCAAAGAUGUCUGCUGCCAGACCCGUUAUCAACGUCCACUCCGAGACCGGCAAGGGCUCCGCCUCCACUGUCCCCUUGCCCGCCGUCUUCAAGGCUCCCAUCCGUCCUGACAUUGUCAACUUUGUCCACACCAACAUGGCCAAGAACAAGCGUCAGGCCUACGCCGUCUCCGAGAAGGCUGGUCACCAGACCUCUGCUGAGUCGUGGGGUACCGGUCGUGCUGUUGCCCGUAUUCCCCGUGUUAACGGUUCUGGCACUCAUCGUGCUGGUCAGGCUGCUUUCGGUAACAUGUGCCGUAGCGGUCGUAUGUUCGCCCCCACCAAGACCUGGCGCAAGUGGCACAUCAAGACCAACUUGAACCAGAAGCGUUUCGCCACUGCCUCCGCUUUGGCUGCUUCUGCUUUGCCCUCGUUGGUCAUGGCCCGUGGUCACCGCGUUGAGCAGAUCGAGGAGGUCCCUCUUGUCGUCAGCGAUGCCGUCCAGACCUUGACCAAGACCAAGGAUGCCGUUGCCCUCUUGAAGGCUUUGAACGCCUACGACGAUAUCGUCAAGGUCUCCAACUCCCGCAAGCUCCGUGCUGGUGUUGGUAAGAUCCGUAACCGCCGUCACCGUCAGCGUCGUGGUCCCCUUGUCAUCUACAACGAGGACAACGGUAUCGUCAAGGCUUUCCGCAACUUGCCCGGUGUUGAGCUUUGCAACGUUCGCCGCUUGAACUUGCUCCAGCUCGCUCCUGGUGGUCACGUCGGCCGUUUCGUCGUCUGGACCCAGAGCGCUUUCUCCCUUUUGGAUGAGCUCUACGGUACCUACGAGUCCCCCGCCACCUUGAAGAAGGACUACGUCUUGCCCGCUCACAUCAUGACCAACCCCGAUGUGACCCGCUUGAUCAACUCGGACGAAGUCCAGUCGGUUGUCCGCCCCGCUGGUGCCAAGAACAACAAGCGUCCCUUCACCCAGAAGAAGAACCCUCUUCGCAACACCGCCGUCAUGGGCCGCCUCAACCCCUACGCCAACGUCCUCCGCAAGGCCGAGAAGAAGGCUGCUGCCGGCAAGGUCGCCAAGCCCACUGCUCAGAAGAAGAAGAGUGCCAACACCGCCGCUUCCAAGCAGUUCUUGGAGACUCUCCACUCUGCUUAAGUCUUUUGACUCCAUGUCUUACGAGCGAAAUAAAAUGCUGCCGAUAUUUCUACGAGCAU
Messenger RNA from Zychaea mexicana, 1198 nucleotides. RefSeq names its product ribosomal protein L4 domain-containing protein. The record is from RefSeq and is a predicted model, not a curated record. Bases 12 to 1139 code for a protein of 375 amino acids. Gene Ontology annotation, cellular component: cytosolic large ribosomal subunit; ribosome. The transcript has 3 exons. Gene Ontology annotation, molecular function: structural constituent of ribosome; RNA binding. Gene Ontology annotation, biological process: translation. NCBI's taxonomy places the organism in Eukaryota, Fungi, Mucoromycota, Mucoromycetes, Mucorales, Lichtheimiaceae.